Messenger RNA from Fusarium tjaetaba, 1188 nucleotides. Its product is annotated as AUR kinase. NCBI's taxonomy places the organism in Eukaryota, Fungi, Ascomycota, Sordariomycetes, Hypocreales, Nectriaceae. Gene Ontology annotation, molecular function: protein kinase activity; ATP binding. Gene Ontology annotation, biological process: protein phosphorylation; regulation of cytokinesis; mitotic spindle organization. The transcript is spliced from 3 exons. The record is from RefSeq and is a predicted model, not a curated record. Gene Ontology annotation, cellular component: spindle pole centrosome; spindle microtubule; spindle midzone. The coding region runs from base 1 to 1188 and encodes 395 amino acids.
AUGGCUACCCGUACAAUUGAGGCGCGCUUCGAGCGCAUGUCCGUCAACGAUGAGAAUGAUCCCCUUGGCGACGGCUCCAAGCUCUACAGCAAGACAAAGACUAUGGUCUCAUCUACCACAUCACAAAGUCUACAUGGAGCCUCUCGGCCCAACCUCUUCAAAGUCGCCCUCCAGUCGCAAAGCAGCAACACCAACGCUGCUGUGAUGCUGCCAUCCCAGGCUGCUCAACGAAAAGUCAACAACGCGCCUCCAUCCCCUACAAGAAAAGCACUUCCAUCUUCUUCAAGGACGUCGGAUGAAGCUCAAGAUGAACGAAAAUCAGUCACACUGCCAGAGCAAAUCGGCGUCCCGAAGCAGUUCCACCUCGGCAUGUUCGAGAUUGGCCGACCUCUGGGCAAGGGCAAAUUUGGACGAGUGUACCUUGCUCGAGAGAGAACAACGGGCUUCAUCUGCGCCCUCAAGGUCCUCCACAAGAAUGAAUUGCAAGCAGGUCGUGUUGAGAAGCAGGUUCGCCGAGAGAUCGAGAUUCAAAGCAACCUGAGACACCCCAACAUCCUUCAGCUCUACGGCCACUUCCACGAUAGCAAGCGAGUAUUCUUGAUUCUUGAAUUCGCUGGCAAGGGUGAACUAUACAAGCACCUCCGAAAAGAGAGCCGGUUCCCCGAGUGGAAGGCAGCCCAGUACAUCGCCCAGAUGGCAUCGGCAUUGCGCUAUCUGCAUCGAAAGCAUGUCAUCCACCGGGAUAUCAAGCCUGAGAACAUUUUGGUUGGUAUCCAUGGUGAGAUCAAAAUCUCGGAUUUCGGAUGGAGUGUGCACGCUCCUAAUAACCGAAGGAAGACCAUGUGUGGUACUCUUGACUACCUCCCUCCUGAGAUGAUCAAGCCAGGCACCUCUGACAACUUUUACAACGAGAAGGUCGACCUGUGGAGUUUGGGCGUUCUGACGUAUGAGUUCCUCGUGGGUGAAGCGCCCUUCGAGGAUACGCCAGUGAUGACUCAACGAAGGAUUGCUCGUGCUGACAUGUCGAUUCCUUCAUGGGUCAGUCCUGAGGCUACUGACCUCAUCAAGAAGCUCUUGGUGUUGGAUCCUGAGAAGCGAAUUCCUCUAGAGCAGAUUCAGCAACACCCCUGGAUCAUCAAGCACUGCGUCAAGGGUGAGCGUGCUUCUAACCGCGAGAAGGUGCAAUAA